AUGCCUCCACCUCAACAUCCACCCAGUUAUUAUGCCCCACGACGAUCGAUUUCGACUAUUACUGGACCAAAUCGUCGAGAUGUCGAUGCAUUCUAUCAACACAACUUUCCACAAAAGAUGAAUGGAAAUGGAGAGCAUGAAUUUCAAGCACCAUCGUCACACCAUCAGAAUCGACCGUCGAUUAUGUCAGGACAGUCAAACCAGUCUCAGCAACUACCAGUGAGUUUGGUGUUGAAACUCAAAAUUAUAAUUUUUAGUCGAUAUCCAGUACCAACCGUUGUAACCAAGAAUUUCUCAUAUGAGCCACUUCGAUUUUCACCACCAAAUGUUACACCGCCGCCACAGUUCAAUGAAAACAAUCGAAAAAGCAAUCAACGCGUUCGUUUCGAUGAACUUCCAAACUAUCCAAACCCCAAUAACUUCUCGGUGCCUCCUCGAAAAUGCUCUCUGGCUCCGAACUUUUUCUCAUCCCAAAACUCUCAUCAUAUGUACCCUGACCAAUAUACACCUCGUACGUGGCAAAACAACGAAUUCAUGCCAAACCAUCAAAUCCAUCCUUAUCAUUCUAAUCACCAACAACCUCCUCCGCCACAUCCAGAUUGGACAAAUCAGCCUGUUACUAACGGAAAUCACAACCAAUCUCAUAAUCCAAUGCACAUGAGAAAACAUUCCAGUGGUCCGCGUGUAGAUAUCAAGUUGGAGCAUGUUGAUAAUCCAUUCGGCAAUCUAUCUCACGACAUGAUGGAUGUGACAAGCAGUGGGCAACCCCCACAACAGACUGUGAAAUCGGAGAUGUUGUCACCACUUAAGAUGGACCAGUUGGAUCCGUCUAAACAAGUACCGUCUCCAACUUUCUUGUCCAUGUCGUCGUCACUUCUUCUGAAACAACAACAACUUCAGCAUAAGAAAUCUCAUCACAAUGUUCCAUCCAGAAAAGCUUCGAUUAUGGCAUUAAAAAGUCAACUACGUACCCCACGUGGGUCUCAACUCAAUCCAUUGUCUUCUUGCACUGAACUUCUACCGUAUACGCCACCUCCAAUCCUGGCUCCCAUGCGUAACGGAUCAGGACUAUUCUGUCAGAUUGCCAAAUCGGCGAACUCAUUAUUGCCAGUUGCAGAGCAGAUUGCCGGUUCUCCAAGCUGCAGUAAUGGAUCAGAUGCAGAUGUGAAGAGCAUUCUGAAUGGCAAAAAGAAGAGUGAAGAUGGAGACGGACCAUCGAGAAAAAAUGGGUUCUUCUAUAUGGCUCAGCAAAUGAACCAAACCAAUUUCGCCAAUGAGCUUGAGGCUUUGAGAAAAGAAUCUUGGGCGUCGACGUCGUCAGCUGAUGAAAAAAUGCAGGCAGAAAGAAAAGAGUCGCUGGAAGCAAUCAGAAAGUCGUCGUGCAUGUCUGACAGCUAUUACGAUUAUGAUGGACCGAAGAUCAGUGAUCCGAAUCCGCACAUAAAUUUGGGGAAAACCUAUCAAGCCCGUGUGAAGAAAUGGGCAGAAAGACAAGUACCACAAUCGGAAAGAGACGACAUUGAAGACCGAGAUGAGUGUGUGUUUUCUUCGGAAAUCCUGAAAGACAUUGAUGUAGAACAAAUCAAUGCAUUCGAAUUGCUUGCAUGCAGUCAAGCUUGUCCGAGAGCCGGAAGAAACAAGGAAUUGGCAAUUCAUCUGCUCAUGGAAAACAAAGGAAACAUUGAAGCAGCCGUUGACGAUUUGUUGAGAAGUGAUACUUUGGAUUGGGAACAUUACUCAAAUAUCUUCGGAUACACUUACAACGACACGACGCUCUGGACUCCAGAAGAGAUUUCACAAUUCCAAGAUGCAAUUUAUAAGUCAGAGAAAGAUUUCGACAAGGUUGCUGUUGAGAUGUCUGGAAAAUCAGUCAGAGAUUGUGUUCAGUUCUAUUAUUCGUGGAAGAAAGACUGUCCAGAUGACUACCGAAAAUUGAGAAACCUGAGACGAAAGAGGCAGUUGUUGGAUAUCAAUUUGCAGAAGAAUCAACUGGAAGAGCCAGAAGGUCCACCGAAAAAGAAAAUGUCGUUGAUGGAAUCUGGAGAGUCGGAUAAUGAAUCCACUGCUACAGAAACUUCCUUCGUUGGUAAUGGACUUUUGGAGUUCCGAGACCGCGCCUUCACCUCUCCAAUAAUGUCAUCACCAAGAGAGGAAGCACUUCUUGGAAUGUCUCCAGUCUCAAAAGAUUUGUUUGGAAUCCAGAAGAACUACCAGCCAUCAGUUCCACGUGCUCAUCAUACUCCAUCAGCUUCUGCCGGCAAGAAGGGAGCUCAACCAAGUGCUGAUGGAUUCUUCCACUGCCGUCUUUGUGAUAAGUGUUUCGAGAAAGUAAAGUCUCUGAAUGCCCAUAUGAAGUCUCAUGCAAUGAAGGCAAGAGCAGAGCAAGAAGCCAAAGCUCAUGAUGCUCAAAUCGCUGCAGCUGCUGCUCAACUGACUAGUGCAGUUGGGAACGCUGUUGGAAAUGCAGUUGGAAAUUCAGUUGGAACUACUGUAGCAUCAUCACCGUUGAAUCCAUUUGGAAAUGGUCAUCUCGGAAUUACAAUUCCUUCAACAAUCGGAAGUUUAACUCCACAGCAAUUGACACCUCAGCAAAUAAACAUCAAUCAACAGUUGCAAUCGCAAUUGAACUCUUUGAGUAGUCUUAGUUCUCAACUCAAUUCACCACUCACUCCACAACAGCAACUUCAGCAGUUCACUCAGCAGCAACUCAUGGCAAGAGCCAUGCAACAGAACCUCUUCCAACCGGUCACCUCAACACCACUCGUACAAUCAACGCAUCCACUGAUCCAAGCGGGUCUCCAUUCCAUCAACUAA
Molecule: messenger RNA, 2814 nt
Organism: Caenorhabditis briggsae
Lineage: Eukaryota; Metazoa; Nematoda; Chromadorea; Rhabditida; Rhabditidae
Gene: Cbr-saeg-1
Product: Protein CBR-SAEG-1
Exons: 15
Coding region: 1-2814 (937 amino acids)
Biological process (GO): regulation of transcription by RNA polymerase II; negative regulation of DNA-templated transcription
Cellular component (GO): transcription regulator complex; histone deacetylase complex
Molecular function (GO): transcription corepressor activity
Source: RefSeq, a predicted model, not a curated record